This is a messenger RNA of Trichoderma harzianum CBS 226.95, 888 nucleotides long. RefSeq lists its product as hypothetical. The transcript has 4 exons. The coding region runs from base 1 to 888 and encodes 295 amino acids. The record is from RefSeq and is a predicted model, not a curated record. Lineage: Eukaryota; Fungi; Ascomycota; Sordariomycetes; Hypocreales; Hypocreaceae.
AUGGCCAAAGCAUUUAUGAGAGAUGAGGAUCUCUGCCAACGAUACGCGCAGUUUGCAUCAGACUUAGACCGGUGGCAUUUCAAGAUUCUCUACUGGUUCAUGUUUGUGCUGAAUCUUGUGAUCCUGUUCAUCGCAUCUUGGACAUACACAAAAACCCAAGAAACGAACGAGGAAUUCAGUCACCAGCCACAGAGGCGGUCGAGGAGCUUGAUCAAAUACAUGCUCGUGUGUCUUGCCUGUGUUCUGGUUUCAGCUGCUGUAGUAAUUAUGGAAGCUUUUGCACUGUUGGCUCUGCAGUUCUGCGACGGAGAGAAUCUCAUUUCCCUUUAUUGGUCAACUUGGACCAUGAUCCAGGUUGGAUCACUGAUUGCGAUGAUGGGCAUCAUCCUUGCCAUGGCACAUUCAUUGCGAAACAGAAGACACCCGCCGUGGGCUCUGGCCUUGGGAACGCCCGUUCUCGUCAUUGCUGGCUUGUUGCAUCUUAUCCACGACUGCACAAAGAAGCGAGUCAAGAAGAUUAGAAAUGGUUCCAUCAUGAAGAGUAGCGUCCCUUCUAUGAGUGAAGUAAACACAAUCCAAGGGAAUCUUGAAGACGACCUCGAGAACUCAGUGUUGGGCGAGUUCAUUGGAUUCACAGUGGAAGGUGGUCCAAUAGUCCGCUUCAACGAUUCCAUUCCACUGAAUCUCAGCCAAAACUUCUCAUUUGAAGUUUUGGGAUAUUGCGAUGGCACUCGACCUGUGGUGGCAUAUCAAAAGGGCUCCAUUCAGAUCCUGCCCACUGCAGACAAAGACAACCAAGGCACCCAGAAAGACGCUCGAUCACCGCAAGAGGAGAAAUUCUCUGAUGGGACACAAGAGCCUCGGCCAGGGGCAGCUGGGGGUACAUGA